CCUUGAGCGUUGGAGCCGGGGUUACAAAGCCCCGUUUGGCCAUGAAAAGCGAUGAGCACAUCGCACUCUCUCAGCCCCAUGGCAGACCUCCUUGGAACCAAUCUUGUCUUGAGGCCCACAACGAUCCACGAAUGAGGAUGGAUGGCCAUCUGUCGGGAGGGCUUUGAUGGUGUCUUCUUGGUCGCAUGAAAGCCCUUGGUCUCUUCCAACUCUGAUUCUGUGAUAUGGAUUUUUAGCAGAGGCUGGAUGGCCAUCUGUCGGGAGGGCUUUGAUGGUGUCUUCCUGGCAAAAUGAGGUUGGACUGGAUAUCGCUAGGGGGUUUCUUCCAACUCCCUGAUUCUAUGAUAUGGAUUUUUAGCAGAGGCUGGAUGGCCAUCUGUUGGGACAGCUUUGAUGGUGUCUUCCUGUCCGAAAGAGUAUGAAAGGUGUGUUGACGGCUCAUUUCUCCCGGAAUAUGAGAACGGCUUGGAGGAGUUAAAUGUCUGGAAGGAGGGCACGGAAAGCAGAGGGACACCCGUCUCCGCCCCUAAAGAAACCCAAUCCGGAGGCCGGCAAGAGCAAACCUUGGCCUGGUUCCCAGAAAAAGGCAAAGUCCGGAUUCUAGGACUUUGCUUCCAGGCCUCGGCUCUGUUUCGUAAGAGAAGCAAAAGGCAAAUGGAAGGAAUGGCGGACAUGGGAAAAGGCCACCCCAAUGGGAUCUACGAUGCCAUUGUCGUCGGAGCGGGCAUCCAGGGCACCUUUGCUGCUCAACAGUUAUCCAAGCGAGGACAAAAGACUCUCCUUCUGGACCAGUUCCUCCUCCCGCACACCAGGGGCAGCUCUCACGGACUGAGCCGCAUCAUCCGCAGCGCUUACCCGCAGGACUACUACACGGCUAUGAUGGGAGAGUCCAUCCGGCUCUGGAAGGAGCUGGAGGCCGAGACGGGAGCCCAGCUCUACAGACAGACACCCUUGUGGAUCCUGGGGCGCCACGAGAGCCCCGAGUUCCAGAGCUACCGGCGGACCAUGGAGCGCCACCACGUCCCCAGCGAGGAACUCGGCCCCGAGGCCUUUGCGCACAGGUUCCCCGGGUUCCACCUUCCCAGCGAUGAGAUGGCCGUCUCGGACCGCUCCGCAGGGGUCCUGUUUCCAGAUAAGGCCCUUCGUGUGGUCCAGGACCAAUUCCGGCACAACGGAGGGACCAUCCGUGAUGGAGAGAAGGUUCUCCAGAUCAUCCCGGGGUCUGUGGUGAGGGUCGUCACAUCAAAAGGGGAGUACCACGCCAAACGGAUCGUGGUCGCCGCUGGGCCAUGGACUGGACCGUUGCUGGAGCCGCUGGGGCUUCGGCUGCCUCUCCAGCCCCUGCGUAUCAGUGUCUGCUACUGGAAGGAAAACCAACCCGGGGUCCUGAGAGAGCUCCCUUCCUUCAUCAGCCUCCACGGAGCAAAGCACGACAUUUACGGGUUGCCGGCCGGCGACUACCCUGGCCUUGUCAAGGUCUGUUACCAUUAUGGCAACUUUGUGGACCCGGAAACACCUGACCGCCUGACCCAAAGCUCCCCUCCUGUCCCCGACAUUCAGAUCCUGAAGGAUUUUGUCCGGAAAUACCUGCCGGGGCUCGAUCCCGAACCCGCCGUACAGGAACGCUGCUUAUAUACAAACACUCCAGAUGAGGAUUUUGUCUUAGAUUGGCACCCGCGUUUCAAAAAUAUUGUCAUCGGAGCAGGGUUUUCCGGCCACGGGUUCAAGUUUGGGCCUGUCAUUGGGAAGAUCCUUUGCCAACUGAGCCUUGGAGAAGAGCCGUCCCAUGACUUGACCCCGUUUCGAAUAAGCCGCUUCCCACAGGCUGCUUUGUAACCCCCGAAGCCGCGGGAUUUCAACGGCUCUCCAGUUCUGAAAGUGAUUUGAAAAUUGGCUCACUGCCUUGAGCAACCUCCAGACGACAUAGGAAACUCUUAAAUCCAUUUUUCACAUUGUUGGCUCACAGAGUUCAAGGAGAAUCAAAAUAAUAGUGACUUCUAAAGAGCUGUAAGUAAACAGUAAAAGGUCCAAUGUGUUGUCAAAGGCUUUCAUGGGUUGCUGUGAGUUUUCCGGGCUGUAUGUCCAUGUUCCAGAAGCAUUCUCUCCUGAUGUUUCGCUCACAUCUAUGGCAGGCAUCCUCAGAGGUUGGGAGGUCUGUUGGAAACUAGGCAAGUAGGGUUUAUAUAUCCGUGGAAGGUCCAGGAUGGGAGAAAGAACUCUCCCAACAAAAGAUUUCCCCAGGCUUUGAAGCUGCAAGGCUAUUCAAUUCUAAUCAAGCUGGCCAAUUGCAACAUUCACUCUUUACUCCAACAGUCAAGAGUUCCUUCUCCUACUUUGGACAUUCCACAUACAGUCUCACUCAUCCAAGCCUCGCUUAUUCAAGGUUCUGGAUUAUCCAAGUAAUUUUUGUAGUCAAUGUUUUCAAUAUAUCGUGAUAUUUUGGUGCUAAAUUCGUAAAUACAGUAAUUACUACAUAACAUUACUGCGUAUUGAACUACUUUUUCUUUCGAAUUUGUUGUACAGAAUAACAUGAUGUUUCGGUGCUUAAUUUGUAAAAUCAUAACCCAAUUUGAUGUUUAAUAGGCUUUUCCUUAAUCCCUCCUUAUUAUCCAAGAUAUUCGCUUAUCCAAGGUCCUGGAUUAUCCAAUGCAUUUUUGUAGUCAAUGUUUUCAAUAUAUCGUUUUAUUUUGGUGCUAAAUUCGUAAAUACAGUAAUUACAACAUAACAUUACUGCGUAUUGAACUACCUUUUUCUGUCAAAUUUGUUGUACAGUAUAACAUGACGUUUUGGUGCUUAAUUUGUAAAAUCAUAACCUAAUUUGAUGUUUAAUAGGCUUUUCCUUAAACCCUCCUUAUUAUCCAAGAUAUUCGCUUAUCCAAGGUUCUGCCGGCCUGUUUAGCUUGGAUAAGGGAGACUCUACUUUAUAUAUAAACUCCAAUUUCUUAGUUUCCGACAGACCUCACAAUCUCUGAGGAUGCCUGCCAUAGAUGUGGGAGAAACGUCAGGAGAGAAUGCUUCUGGAACAUGGCCAUACAGCUUGGAUAACUCACAACAACCCAAUAGAGGACCUCCUUGAGUCUUUAUUUUUGAGAGACGAGGGGGAAAAUCCAUUGGUGGAAUAACUUCCUUCCUAGUUUUGACAGUGCCAGGAUUCACCCUCCACUCUGCUUAGACCAGACUAAUAAAACAUUCCUUAUUCUAUCUCCCAAAGUAAAUGAGUAGAACUAACCCUUCGUUUCACCUGAGCCUCUUUUACUAAUUGAAUUUCCAGAUAGGGAAAUAAGGUAUGCAAAUUGGAAACCGUUAAGCGUCUAUAGUUAAUAGUGUGACUUUUAAAGGCAUGGCCCCGAGGCUUUGGAAACCUCAACUCCAAAGCCCUACUUGUAUGGCCUCCAGAGAGGAAACCGUGGUAUAAAUAAAUCUAAUAAUAAUAAUAAUAA
Anolis carolinensis (green anole) is the source of this 3440-nucleotide messenger RNA. RefSeq names its product pipecolic acid and sarcosine oxidase (gene pipox). The coding region runs from base 394 to 1836 and encodes 480 amino acids. The transcript is spliced from 9 exons. The record is from RefSeq and is a predicted model, not a curated record. Gene Ontology annotation, molecular function: L-pipecolate oxidase activity; sarcosine oxidase activity; flavin adenine dinucleotide binding. NCBI's taxonomy places the organism in Eukaryota, Metazoa, Chordata, Lepidosauria, Squamata, Anolidae. Gene Ontology annotation, cellular component: peroxisome.